Messenger RNA from Microsporum canis CBS 113480, 372 nucleotides. Its product is annotated as DNA-directed RNA polymerase I subunit RPA12. Gene Ontology annotation, biological process: termination of RNA polymerase I transcription; DNA-templated transcription. The coding region runs from base 1 to 372 and encodes 123 amino acids. Gene Ontology annotation, molecular function: DNA-directed RNA polymerase activity; zinc ion binding; nucleic acid binding. Gene Ontology annotation, cellular component: RNA polymerase I complex. NCBI's taxonomy places the organism in Eukaryota, Fungi, Ascomycota, Eurotiomycetes, Onygenales, Arthrodermataceae. The transcript is spliced from 3 exons. The record is from RefSeq and is a predicted model, not a curated record.
AUGUCUGCGAUUGGAUCUCUGAUAUUUUGCGUUGACUGUGGCAAUCUUCUGAACGAAUCCACCGGCGAUGCUAACACGAUCCUCACCUGCGACAUCUGCGGAACCAAAAAUAGAGCUUUAGAUUGUGCUUCCAGAACUAUUGUUUCGGAAUCCAAGCCGAAUGCGUUCCCAUCGGCCCUGCGAGCGAAAAGCUCUGCAGUCCGCGCGUUAACUGAGGAAGAUAGACCAGCGAAUGCAGUAAUCCAGCAGACCUGUCCAGAUUGUGGUCGGACGGAGAUGAGAUACUAUACGUUGCAAUUGCGUAGCGCAGACGAGGGAAGCACGGUGUUUUACACUUGCGAAUGCGGGCACAAGCAUAAUACAAACAACUAA